Molecule: messenger RNA, 3037 nt
Organism: Portunus trituberculatus (swimming crab)
Lineage: Eukaryota; Metazoa; Arthropoda; Malacostraca; Decapoda; Portunidae
Product: Down syndrome cell adhesion molecule homolog
Exons: 7
Coding region: 945-1838 (297 amino acids)
Biological process (GO): synapse organization
Cellular component (GO): neuron projection membrane
Source: RefSeq, a predicted model, not a curated record
GCGAGCGGGCGUGUGUCGUGCCGCUCCGUGCCUCCUAUUUCUCGAUCAGUGACAGGUGUGAUAGCGAAAGGUCCUCCUUUUUCUCUAUCUCUCUCCUGACACUCCUCCCUCCAAUCCUCUUCCUUCUUGCUCCGUGUCACAUUUCUCUCCCCCACUGCCUCUCCUCCGCCGUUCCUCCUUACCUCCCUUCAUCCCCCUCCUCUGCUCUUUACCUCUUCUCUUCGCUUCUAUCGCGCCCUUCCCCGCCUCGCUUCCAGUAUCCUCUUGUCCAAUCAUCUUAUCAAACAGUGAUGACGUAAGAGGGAAGGAGACGCCCACGACCAAUCAGGUGUCUUCUCUUAUCGGACAGAGGACAGGCAUUCGUUGAGUCGGAUUUCAGAGCGGAUAUAUACGGAUUCUGCGCCGGAUGAGGGGACGAAAACAAAGAAAGACCGGAAAUAUUUGAGUAAGAGAAAACGAAGGGAAAAUUAUGUCUGAUGAUGAACGAAGCUUAACGAAAACUUUCAUACGAAGGUGAAAAAAGUGAGAAAGAUUGGAAAAAAAGUGGGAAAUUAAGACCAAGAGUGAUUCCCAAGCGCAGUGUCGAGUGAAAAUUUGAACUGGAAAAAAGAGGAAGAACAAGAAAGAUGAAAAAUGUGAAGGGAUGAUUUUUUUGUGUGAUACGCUUCACAUCACGACCUAACCCAAAGACGAGAGAGAGAGAGAGAGAGAGAGAGAGAGAGAGAGAGAGAGAGAGAGAGAGAGAGAAAGAUUAAGAUAGAAAGGUCAAAAGUGGACAUUAAUAUCUUUUACCAGAGAGAGAGAGAGAGAGAGAGAGAGAGAGAGAGAGAGAGAGAGAGAGAGAGAGAGAGAAUCACAAGUCGACAUAAAAUAACUAACGAGAUACUAACCUGGACGAAGAGAAGCCGGAUUUGACCCAGCAUACCUGACUCGUGGCCUUCACCAUGCUGGGUCAAAGGUCAUUCACGUGCCCCAUCUUCCUGCUCGUCGUCUGCAUCGACAAACCAUCACUCGUGGACACCAAAGUGCGCAUUGACCCAAGGCGAAAUGACCUCAAGGUUCCGAUCCCCGUGCCCAUGGCCUCCCCCACGCCUGACCCCGGGCCGCACAUCGUGGAGGACUCGCCGAAAUAUGUGGUGGCAGCGGUGGGAUCACCUGCCUAUGUUCCCUGCAAGACUCGGAGCAUUGGGUCAAAAUCGGUUUCAUGGAUAAGACACCGCGACCUCCACGUUCUGACUGUCGGUUCCUUCACCUUCACCAACGACGCUCGCUUCUCCGCCUACCGGGACCAAAACACCGGGGACUGGGUGCUGGUGCUGAGAAACCCCGAACCCUCAGACUCCGGCCAGUAUGAGUGUUCCAUCUCCACUAAGCCUGUCACCGCUAUUACCGUCAAACUGCAGGUGGUGGUACCCACGGUGGAGCUGCUGGGGGGCGGGGCAGUGUACCUGGACCGCGGCAGUACCCUGAACCUCACCUGUAUGGUACACUUCAGCCCUACACCACCUGACUUCAUCUUGUGGUACCAUAGAGACAAGCUCGUGAAUUACGGUCAGCCUGGACGCAACAUUAGUGUGAAGACUGAGCACUUCGAGGACACCACCCGCUCCUCCCUGCUGGUUGAGAACGCCACCACUUGGGACUCCGGGGUUUAUUCCUGUAAGCCCUCCAACGCUAAACGAGCUUCCAUCAAGGUUCACGUCCUCACCAGCGAGACUCCGGCCGCCAUGCAGACGACUACGAGUGGUUGCCGACUGGUACGCACAACCUCGCCCCUCGCCACUUCUUUUGCCUCCUUCACCCUAUUCUUGUCCUUCUUUCCCCUUCGGCUAUUAUAGGUAGAGUACUAUUAAGGCUGGGAUAGGAUAGGAUGAGCGAGAGCGAGCGAGCGAGAGAAAGAGAGAGAGAGAGAGAGUUAGUCAGUCCUUACCCUAAAACUUUUCCCCACCAGAUGUAUUUCCCAUUUUCUAUGUAAUUGAAUGUCGUAUCUACGUUUUCUGUUUCCUCCAUGUGUAGAGAAGAAUGUAAUGAUUAUUGGUGGUAUUUUUACGUCAUAGGGGCAACUCUAAUCUUUUGUAUAUUAACUAACCUGAAAUAGAAGGCGCUUACUGCCAUUUGUAAUACUUGUGUGUGUGUGUGUGUGUGUGUGUGUGUGUGUGUGUGUGUGUGUGUGUGUGUGUGUGUGUGUGUGUGUGUGUGUGUGUGUGUGUGUGUGUGUGUGUGUGUGUGUGUGUGUGUGUGAGCAAAAUGUUCAAUACCUGAAAAUUAACAAGCAUUCCAGGAUGGAUUUUUUUCUUUUUUUUUUUUUUUUUUUAUAAGUACAUGACAUGAAUUCGUUGCCGUAAGUGAAUAGUGAAGACGAUACGUGUGUGUGUGUGUGUGUGUGUGUGUGUGUGUGUGUGUGUGUGUGUGUGUGUGUGUGUGUGUCCCUACCGUACUCUACCCAUGUAAAAUAAUCCUACACGUCAUUUGUGGGGGAGUAACAUGCUGGCUGUAUCAUUUUAACGUGCAGCCUGUGACCAACAUAGCAGUGCAUGGUCGAAAGAGGAGACCACGUGCUAUCGACUCUGUAGUAAUAGCGCCCUGUGUGUAUAUACUGUAAUACUGCUGGCCAUACUAUUUUCCCCUGUCAGUAUUCUUUUGUGGUUUCUUUGUAUACCUUAUUUUUAUGAACACCUUGCAAGACUAAAAUAAUGUAAUGGAUCUUUUUAACCUCUAUACGUACUAAGUGAAGGAGCUUUUAACUAAGGAACAUGUGAAUAAUGGAAAAGUGACGGAAAGUGAUGAUAAAGAUUUGGCACUGAAAAAAAAAAAAUGAAAAAUUACAAGAGAAAAAUAAACAAACGUUAAAGAAAUAUAAAAACCUGCGUGACACUCAUUAUUUCUUUUCCGGUAUGAAUAAAAUAAAAAUAAGUAAACAAAAGCUAUGUGUGUGACCUUCUCCAUUUAUAAACAUGAAUAAUGAAUAAUGAAUAAUGAAUGGUCUUCCUGAUGGCGUGAGUGUUCUGUAUAAUGCCAUGAAUAAACUGUACGUAUA